This is a messenger RNA of Arvicanthis niloticus (Nile rat), 1408 nucleotides long. RefSeq names its product membrane-spanning 4-domains subfamily A member 6C-like. Gene Ontology annotation, cellular component: trans-Golgi network; plasma membrane. The record is from RefSeq and is a predicted model, not a curated record. Gene Ontology annotation, biological process: cell surface receptor signaling pathway. Lineage: Eukaryota; Metazoa; Chordata; Mammalia; Rodentia; Muridae.
CUUCCUGUAAAGUGAGCAAAGAAGAAGGAAGGGCUCAGAACAGUUACAAGUUCGCAAGUAAGAAGCAAAGAUCAGACUGAGAGAACCCAGAGUUAAGGCUCUUAAGGUUCCUGAGAGCUCAGCUGGAAGUGACUGGGUGACAAGGCACACAGGCUCAGCCGUGGGAGCUCCAUCAUGAUUCCACAAGUAGUGACCAAUGAGACUGUCACAGUGACUUCACCAAAUGGAAUCAGCUUUCCACAAACAGACAAACCUCAGCCUACCCAACAGAAGAAAGACAGCCUGAAGAAACAUCUAACGGCAGAGAUCAAAGUGUUGGCGGCAAUCCAGAUCAUGUGUGCAGUGACAGUGCUGGGUCUGGGAAUCAUAUUGGCAUCUGUUCCCUCUGUCCCACAUUUUACCUCAGUGUUUUCAGUCCUCUUAAAAUCUGGCUACCCAUUUAUAGGAGCUUUGUUUUUUAUUGUCUCUGGCAUUUUGUCCAUCAUUACGGAGAGAAAGUCAACAAAACCUUUGGUAGAUGGCAGCCUGACUCUGAACAUCCUGAGUGUUUCAUUUGCUUUCAUGGGCAUCAUUAUCAUCUCUGUCAGCCUGGCUGGUUUGCAUCCUGCCUCAGAGGAGUGCAAGCAGAAGGAAGAUCUUAGAAGAAGUGACCAUUAUUACUAUUCCUCUUACUACAACUCAAUCUGGAAUGAGUGCACCAUCACCAAAUCUGCUCUGGCUGGAGUUCUUUCUGUGAUGCUGAUCAGCAGUGUGUUGGAGCUUGGUCUGGCUUUGCUGUCUGCCAUGCUGUGGUCAAAAGAGGGUGCUGGAACUUCCCUUGGAAUGUGAUUUUCCUGCCUCAUAGCUCAAAUAAUGAAUCCAACGUGGAAUCAAAGGCGCUUUGUAACCCUGCAUAUGAGGAACGAUUGGUUUGUUAAGAAAAACAAAACAAAAUAAAACAAAACACCCCAAAACAAGUGGGGAACUAUACAGCAGACAUUAUGUCUUCAUGAUAAUGCAGAAAAUCCAACCAUCACAAGGUAGCAAUGCUUGCUACUUAAAAUGUAGACUUUAUACAGUGAAUACCAGUAUGAAUUGAAUGGGUGUGUUUGUGACACCCUAUUGAUUUUCAUGACUUUGGCUUCAUCCAGAGGUCAGACCUACAACUAGUGGCCAGAGUCCCAGAUAUUUCUCAGAAAACAACAGGAAUGUUUCAGGGCAUUGUGGUAGAGUAAAGGGACAUUUUCUUGUCCCAUGCAAUUAACAACAGUUAACCAUUAACAGUCUUUGUAUUCAGAAUCCCUGUGAUGGCAUGGGUCAUGUUCAUCAUAUCAGUUUUACUCACUAGUGCAUAGAAACAUGUGACCUGUAAUAAAGUCUCAAGGAGUAUUCAUGUUCUUGGUUGAAAAUAAAGUCUUUUCUGAUUGUG